AUGAAGAAAAACAGCAAGAGAAGCUUUGCAGCUUCCACAAGCUCUCGGGAAGUGGAAGUGAAGAAGAAAAAGAAGAAAAUUCAGGCGACUGACCCCGUGGAGGAAGAACCAGCAGAGGAGCAAGAACAAAUUUCUUCGCCAACAGACGCACCUGAACCUGCAGAUCCAACAGAUGUUUCUGGAGACGACACGGAGCAGCAAGACUGCCGGAAGACAGAGAAGGCUCCUGGGAAGGACUCUUUCUUUAGCGAUGUCGCAUUCGAGUCCCUCGACAUUUGCGAGCCGGUCAAAAAGGCUCUGGCGGAGAUGAAGAUGGAGCGCUUGACAGAGAUUCAGGCCAAGGCAAUUCCUCGGCUGCUGGAGGGAAGAGACGUAUUGGGAGCGGCGAAAACAGGAUCCGGAAAAACCCUCGCUUUCCUUGUUCCUGCCGUCGAACUCCUGUACCAAGUCAAAUUUCUUCCUCGAAAUGGGACGGGCGUGAUCGUCAUUUCGCCCACAAGAGAACUAUCCCUGCAGAUUUUCGAUGUUGCUGCGGAGCUGUCAAAGUUUCUCCCGCAGACGCUGGGUCUCGUCAUUGGGGGCGCAAAUAGGAAACACGAAGUGGAAAAGUUGCAGAAGGGAGUGAAUAUUCUGGUCGCGACACCUGGACGUCUGCUUGACCACCUUCAGAAUACGAAGGGCUUUCAAUAUUCAAAUUUGCUCUCUCUGGUCAUCGACGAGGCAGAUCGAAUCCUCCAGAUUGGUUUCGAAGAGGAAAUGAACGCCAUCCUCCAGAUGCUUCCUCAAACCCGUCAAACGUGCCUCUUCUCUGCAACUCAAAGCGCGAAGGUGGCCGACCUCGCGAGGCUUUCUCUCAAGAAACCCGUUUUCGUUGAGGUCAAGGACACUGUGGCGACAGUCCGAGGCAUCCAGCAGGGCUACGUUGUGUGUCCUGCGGAGGAACGCUUCCUCCUCCUUUUCACCUUUUUGAAGAAGAACCGAGAGAAAAAGAUCAUGGUUUUCUUCAGCAGCUGCAUGUCGGUCCGUUUCCACGACGAGCUCUUCAACUACAUCGAUCUGCCCACGACCUGCAUUCAUGGCAAGAAGAAACAGAAUGCCCGGAUGUCGACGUACUACGACUUUUGCAAUGCUGAGAAGGGCAUUCUUCUCUGCACCGACGUCGCCGCACGUGGUCUAGAUAUCCCCAAGGUGGACUGGAUUGUUCAGUAUGACCCGCCAGAUGAUCCCAAGGAGUACAUCCACCGUGUCGGGCGUACAGCACGAGGUGCUGGGGGUACCGGAAAAGCCUUACUUUUUCUUAUGGCUGAAGAAAUUGGCUUUCUGCGGUAUCUGAAACAAGCGGGAGUCCCCCUCAACGAGUAUACAUUCCCCUCAAACAAAAUUGCCAAUGUCCAGAGCCAGCUGGAGCGACUAAUUGAGAAAAACUACUACCUUCACAAAGCUUCCCAAGAUGCAUAUCGGUCGUAUCUCCAUGCGUAUGCAUCUCACACUCUCAAAGACAUUUUUAACGUCCACGCCUUGGACCUUCAACGCGUAGCACGGGCAUUUGGCUUCUCAGUUCCCCCCAGAGUGGAGCUCAACCUGAAGGCGAAGGGCCGGACUAAAGUUGACAAGAAGACACAGCGCUUUUCUGGAACGGGGCACAAGUUCUCCGCCUCAAAUCCCUACGGCAAAAGAGAAGCGGGGGACCGCCGGCAAUUUUCGCGGUAA
This is a messenger RNA of Neospora caninum, 1710 nucleotides long. RefSeq names its product ATP-dependent RNA helicase DDX55,related. Gene Ontology annotation, biological process: maturation of LSU-rRNA from tricistronic rRNA transcript (SSU-rRNA, 5.8S rRNA, LSU-rRNA). Gene Ontology annotation, molecular function: nucleic acid binding; RNA helicase activity; ATP binding. The transcript has 9 exons. The record is from RefSeq and is a predicted model, not a curated record. Gene Ontology annotation, cellular component: nucleolus. Lineage: Eukaryota; Apicomplexa; Conoidasida; Eucoccidiorida; Sarcocystidae. The coding region runs from base 1 to 1710 and encodes 569 amino acids.